Messenger RNA from Nycticebus coucang (slow loris), 1077 nucleotides. RefSeq lists its product as uncharacterized. The record is from RefSeq and is a predicted model, not a curated record. The coding region runs from base 118 to 1077 and encodes 319 amino acids. The transcript has 2 exons. Lineage: Eukaryota; Metazoa; Chordata; Mammalia; Primates; Lorisidae.
UUACUGGACGUGCGUGUUACUGAGCCUGUUUUUUGUUUUGUUUAAAAAACAGAUUCAGAUCGGAGCCAAGCCUCCCUACCCCCCUGGGAAUAAGGGAGGUGGCAGCAAGGGCCCGGCAUGGAGAGCAAGAAUAAAAGGACGGCCGAGUUCAACCUGUCGUGCAAGCUAGCAGUAGAGGAAAGGAAAGGGCCGCGGACUAGCCGCCGCUGUCGCGGUUGGCCAGGCAGUCCAGAGGGAGCCGGGGCCUCCCCCGCAACCCAAGCCGCUCCACAGGGAGAGGAGGAGACAAAACAGAGGCGCGCCGCCCCGCGCAGCGCCCCCAGCCCGCGCCGCCCCACCGACCCCCAACCGCCGAGGCGACGGCGGCGACACCGAGCUCGGCGCGGGGAGCAAUGGUGGCCCCCGCCCCGCUCCUGGCCUCCUCCCUCCACCCCUCGCCUCGGCUCCUCCCCCUCGGCCUCCUGCCGCCGCCACCAGGACACUCGAGUCCGCCUCCCCCUCCCCGCCCGCUCGGAGCGCUCCUCCCCUCCCCACGCGGCGGGGGGGGGAGGCACCGCCAGUCACCGCAGAGCCUGUCAAACUGGGGCCGGCUAUUUAUGCGCCGCGGGGCCCCGCCGCCCUCGGCCCCCAUCAGCCGGCGGAACCUGCCUCUGUUGCUCUCUCGAAUCCCGCCCUCCCCUUAUCGCCCAACUUCUCCCAGACCCGCCUGCUCAGGUAAAAGCGCUCGCCACUUGUCCGGCUUCUUGCUCCGGGUUACCCCAUCCCGCUCUCCAGUCUAGGACUGGUGCGGGGAGCUCCGCCGCCCGGGGCGGGCGUGUGGGGACUGCGGGGCCGCGCCUGCACCUGCAGCGCCCGCCCGCUUCUCCCAGCCGACCGGGACCGCACGCACACCCUCGCCACUCUGAAGCACCCCCCACAAACCCUGACUGCCACCCCAUCCCUAACUCAGGCCUCUCGCCCUUGUGCUCAGGGGACCGCCCCCCUCUGGGGCACUCAGACAGUUACUGGGGAGCGAAAGGUUGCAAAACUCCUAGCCUAGCUCAGUCUUGUCCCCACUCCUCCGCCUCGGCUAAGUAA